This is a messenger RNA of Sungouiella intermedia, 1668 nucleotides long. The record is from the annotation of a GenBank genome assembly. NCBI's taxonomy places the organism in Eukaryota, Fungi, Ascomycota, Pichiomycetes, Serinales, Metschnikowiaceae.
AUGGAUAAGAUGCCCAUAGAAACUGUUUCCGAAAUCAUUCUGCAUGUUCCCGAAGCAGAUUUGAAAAACAUUUCUAAGCAAUUGCCCAAAAAUGACCCAUUACGUCACCUCAUAGACUCAGAUAUCUAUGCAAAAGUGUAUGUUGGACCUUAUGAUUAUUCUAUUCUUGGAUUCCAUAAACUUUCUAUUGAGGAAUUUCAGGAACUCUCACUAUCAGGCAACACAGAUGUGAUUCGUUCGUUAAAAUAUGAUGCUGUUUUUUCAGAAGUUGACGACGAUCCGUUUCUCUUUUACUGUAAACAGAAUCCGAGAUCUCUCAAAGAUGUGAAAGAGAUCGAAUUCAAUGGCUCCGUAGAGCAAUUCCGGAAGUUUGCUGCCAACUUCUCAACGGAUAAUGUCAAGGUUUUGAUCUUGAGUGAGGGCCAGCAGUUCGUCAUGGACCUUGCACCUCCUUACUUGAGGAAGAUUCAUCUCUACUUCUAUGAGUCUCAGGUUGCGCCCCUUCGUGGCUGGCCACAAUCUUUAAAGACAUUAAUUAUAGAGAGAUGUAACAGUCCGCUGCUUGUAGAGCUCCCUGCUGGUCUCGAAGAGCUUCUUGUCUGGGCAUGUGGUUCUGAAGAGCCUUGGAACCAAUAUCCACCCAACCUUCGCAUAUUGGAAUACCAAGGUGAAGCAAUAACAUUUAAUUCUAGUCGUUUCCCUGAUCUGUUGUGUGAAUUGGCUCUAUUUGACUGCAGUAUUGAGAACCUUGAUGUUCUACAAGCAAAGUGGCCCAUGGGUUUGAAAAAAUUGGAUUUGGCAAGAAAUCCAAUCAAGUCUAUAGCAGGUGUUAAAUUCCCUGACUCUCUUGACUUUCUCAAUCUCAGGUCGUGUUCAAUCACGUCUCUUGAUGGUGUGGCUUUCCCUCGUAUGCUUACAGAGCUCCAUUUGACAUACAAUGAAAUUGCGUCAUUGGACCAUGUCAAGUUUCCAGCUUUAAAAAUUCUCGACAUCACGGGAGAUUCGGGCAAAAAGACAAUUAAUUCAUUGGCAAGUGUCCAAUUUCCAUCCACACUCGAGACCUUGCAAGCCAAGGGACAUCCUAUUACGGACUGGGCGGAAACUUCUGUUCCUGAAAACUUGAGAACUUGGGAGUUGGACACCUCUGAGGACGCUAAGGCGUUGAAAUUCCCUCCCGGGUUGGAAGUCCUCACCUUGAAAUUUAAGAAUGCUGGCAAUGGAAACUUCUGUGAUCUUAAACUCCCACCUAGUUUGGUUGAUCUUCAUUUGGAGAACGGUAUUUCGACAGAAUUUGAAUGGAAUCUUCCUGUUCUUCGUAAUAUGUUUGUUGAUAACUUUACUGGGCCCAUUGUUGUUCCCAGUUGUGUUCAAAAGCUCACUCUCAGGUCGCAAGAUCGAAAAUCCUUUGAAAGUUUGAAGAUUCCUCCAAUGGUCGAUGUUUUACAGGUGACUUAUCCACCAAAAGUGUAUCCAGACAGCGUUACAGAAUUGCUUAUUUGGAGGUUUGAACCUACCGGUGAUUUGAUACUCCCAAAGUUUUUGAAGAAACUCCGUAUCGCGAGCAGAGGGAGCAUCCCUUCUGAUGUUAUCCUUCCGUCCACUCUUCGAUAUAUUUCGGGACCAUUUGACCAGGAAAUUAUGGAAGAAAUCAACUCCAGAAAAGAGUAA